Molecule: messenger RNA, 846 nt
Organism: Setaria italica (foxtail millet)
Lineage: Eukaryota; Viridiplantae; Streptophyta; Magnoliopsida; Poales; Poaceae
Product: syntaxin-121
Exons: 2
Coding region: 1-846 (281 amino acids)
Biological process (GO): vesicle fusion; exocytosis; intracellular protein transport
Cellular component (GO): plasma membrane; SNARE complex; endomembrane system
Molecular function (GO): SNAP receptor activity; SNARE binding
Source: RefSeq, a predicted model, not a curated record
AUGAACGACCUCAUGACCGAUUCCUUCGUCGCCGCCGCGGCCAAGGCGCAGCAGGGCAGCGCGCCCGCCUCUUCCGCCGGUGGCGACGCCCCGGAGCUCCGCGCGUUCCUGGCCGAGGCGGAUGCGGCCAAGGCCGAUAUGGCCGCGCUGCGGGACGAGCUGUCCCGGCUCCGGGCCGCGCACGAGGCGUCCAGGCACGCCGUCGUCGUCGGCUCCGGCGGUGGGCGCGCCGCCACGCAGGCCGCGCUCGUCCGUCUCCUCGGCUCCGCGCGGCGCCUCCGGGCGCGCCUGGCUUCCAUGGACCGCCGCGCGCCCGCACCCGCCGCCCAGGCCGCGGCUGGGCUCCGCGGCCGCGUGCACGACCUCACCGCGGACGUGCAGGCCCUCCGGUGCCAGGUCUCCGCCGAGCGCCGUGAGGACGCGGCCCGACGGUACCUCACCGUCGCCGGGGACGCGCCCACCGAGGAGCAGCUGGACCGGCUCCUCGCCAACACCGACGAUUCCGACGCCGCGAUGCGGGCGGCGCUGCUGUCCGCCGCUCCGGCGGCGCAGCUGUUCCUGGACAUGGCGGCGCUGGUGGAGGCCCAGGGCGCGCCGCUGGACGACAUCGAGCGGCACGUCGCGGCGGCCGCGGGCGACGUGGGCGCGGCCGAGGCGGAGCUAAGGGAGGCCCGGAGGCUGCAGGGCGAGGCGCGGCGGAGGCGGGUUUGCCUGGCCGGCGGCAUCGCGGCGCUGCUGCUCGUCGCCGUUGCCGUCGCCGUCGUGGCGGCGCUCGUGCUGGCGCGCAGGGGCGGCGGCGGCGGGAAGCUUGUGCUGCAGAUCGCCGCGGACUUUCCCGCGCGGUGA